AUCCAAUCCCUCCUCCACAGAAUAACCAAGUCCUUAACCGUCGCCGCCGAUUCCGCUCCGGCCAGCUCCACCUGAUCGGAUCCUCCCCCUCCUUCCCGCCAUGGCUUCUCUCACUCCCCGCCAUCGAUCCGACUGGUUCGUCCUCGACGCUCCGGUCUAGCUGUUUUCGAAUCUCGGUGAGUUCUGGAGAGGUUGGAGAUUCGGACGUGGAUCUUUAAUAUACAGCUUUGAAUAUUUCAGUUUUCUGUUACUAGCAGAGAGCUUUUAUUUUUUAUUUUUUAUUUUUUUGGGAGAAGUUUUGAUCUGUUCAGAAAUGGAAGAUCGAAGCGUCAAAGUGAAUACUGGAAUGUCCGACGUCGUCGCCGGCUGCGUGAUGCCGUAUAUCGUGGACGCGAAGGACCGCGAGGCGGUGUCGUUAGUGUGCCGACGGUGGUACGAGCUCGACGCGCUCACGCGCGAGCACGUGACCAUCGCGCUGUGCUACACGACGAGCCCCGAGCGGCUCCGGAGGCGGUUCAGUCAGCUCAAGUCGCUGAAGCUGAAGGGGAAGCCGAGGGCGGCGAUGUUCAAUCUGAUACCGGAGGAUUGGGGAGGCUUUGUGACGCCGUGGGUGGAGGAGAUUGCGGAGUCGUUUAAGAGCUUGAAGCAUUUGCAUUUCCGGAGAAUGAUUGUGAGGGAUUCGGACCUGGAGCUGUUGGCCAGGUCUCGUGGCCGUGAGCUCCUGAGUCUUAAGCUGGACAAGUGCUCCGGUUUUUCGACACAAGGCCUUGUCCAUAUCACCCGCAACUGCAGGGAGUUGAGGACCUUGUUUUUGGAGGAGAGCUCAAUAAUUGAGAACGAGGAUGAACGGGGUGAAUGGCUACAUCAGCUUGCUAUUAACAACACUGUACUCGAGACUUUAAACUUCUAUAUGACGGAUCUUGACAAAAUCAAAUUUGAAGACCUUGAACUCAUUGCCAGGAAUUGCCCCUCCUUAACCUCUGUGAAAAUUAGCGAUCGUGAAAUAUUGGAUCUUCUGGGUUUCUUCCAUCAUGCAACUGCUCUAGAAGAAUUUUGUGGAGGUUCCUUUAAUGAUCAAUCAGAGGAGAAGUACUCAGUUGUAUCAUUGCCUCGAAAGUUAUCUCGUUUGGGUCUCACAAUGAUGGGGAGGAAUGAAAUGCCUAUUGUAUUCCCAUUAGCACCCCUCCUCGUAAAGUUGGAUCUCCUCUAUGCAUUGCUCGACACUGAAGACCAUUGUACUUUAAUUCAAAAGUGCCCCAACUUGAUAGUUCUUGAGACAAGGAAUGUCAUUGGAGACAGAGGACUAGAAGUUCUUGCACAGAAUUGCAAGAAACUAAGGAGGCUUCGAAUUGAGAGAGGUGCUGACGAGCAAGAGAUGGAGGACGAAGAUGGUGUUGUUUCACAGAGGGGUCUGAUGGCUAUUGCACAGGGUUGCCUGGAACUGGAGUACUUGGCUGUGUAUGUAUCCGAUAUCACAAAUACAUCUCUGGAAUGCAUUGGGACUCACUCUAAAAAUCUAACUGAUUUUCGCCUUGUCCUGCUCGACCGUGAAGAGAUUGUAUCAGAUUUACCUCUUGACAAUGGCGUUCGAGCUCUAUUGAGGGGCUGCCAAAAGCUUCGGAGGUUUGCUUUGUAUCUCCGUCCUGGGGGUCUGACUGAUAAGGGGCUUUUUUAUGUGGGCCAGUAUAGUCCAAAUGUGAGAUGGAUGCUUUUAGGUUAUGUUGGUGAAACUGAUACAGGGCUUGAGGAUUUUUCAAGGGGUUGUCCUAGUCUGCAGAAACUAGAAAUGAGGGGCUGUUGCUUCAGUGAGCGUGCACUGGCUAAUGCAGUGAUGCAGCUGCCUUCGCUAAGGUACUUGUGGGUGCAAGGGUACAGGGGAUCUGGGACAGGUCAUGAUCUUUUGGGGAUGGCUCGCCCAUAUUGGAAUAUUGAAUUGAUUCCCCCUAGACGAGUUGAUGUUUCUGAUCAGAGUGGGGAGGCAGAGACGGUAGUGGUUGAGCAUCCGGCUCAUAUUCUUGCGUACUACUCUCUUGCUGGACCAAGAACAGAUUUUCCAGAUUCUGUUAUCCCCUUGGAUCAAGAGUCUAUGAUUAAUGCGUAGGAGCUGUACAUACAAGCUUCUUUUUUCUUCAGAUCGCAGUUCCCCCCAGACCUUGUUCAUAUAUUAUUGCAUCUUUCUUUACUUUUUGGAUAGUUGAGGGUUUCAAUUUUAAAUUUCAUUUUGUGUUGAAUUCUAGACUUUAGUCUGGCAAUAAGUCUCUGUUGCUCUGUACUGUAGCAGAUCUACAUACAGGCAGUUAGUUACUGAGAAUAAGUUUCUGGAUUUGUAUUAGUCUGAUGACUUGUUCUUACUGGAUUUUCUGGGUAGUUUUUGGAGCAUAAUCUGGAUAUGUUUGAAGUCUUUGAAUAAAAUUACAGCGUGAUUUCGCUUGUUUUUCAAUU
Messenger RNA from Fragaria vesca subsp. vesca, 2442 nucleotides. Its product is annotated as coronatine-insensitive protein 1-like. Bases 314 to 2101 code for a protein of 595 amino acids. Gene Ontology annotation, biological process: SCF-dependent proteasomal ubiquitin-dependent protein catabolic process. The record is from RefSeq and is a predicted model, not a curated record. The transcript is spliced from 4 exons. Gene Ontology annotation, cellular component: SCF ubiquitin ligase complex. NCBI's taxonomy places the organism in Eukaryota, Viridiplantae, Streptophyta, Magnoliopsida, Rosales, Rosaceae.